This is a messenger RNA of Loa loa (African eye worm), 583 nucleotides long. RefSeq lists its product as hypothetical. The record is from RefSeq and is a predicted model, not a curated record. NCBI's taxonomy places the organism in Eukaryota, Metazoa, Nematoda, Chromadorea, Rhabditida, Onchocercidae. Gene Ontology annotation, cellular component: membrane. Gene Ontology annotation, molecular function: G protein-coupled receptor activity. Gene Ontology annotation, biological process: G protein-coupled receptor signaling pathway. The transcript is spliced from 3 exons. Bases 137 to 583 code for a protein of 148 amino acids.
AUUACAAUCUAUGUCAAAGUAUUUAGCACCAUUGAACAAAACAUAUUCGAUCGCCGAGUGAUCGAAGCAUAUUUUGUAGAUAAGCGAAGUACAUGAAUGGAAGAAAGCGAUUGAAAUAUUCCUUAACAAAUCGAUCAUGAAACGAGUGAAUUGUUAUCAGUCAAUCUUCUUGUAUUGUUACUCAUUCAAUAUGUCAACUGUUACAAUACUUUUCCUCGCUAUCGAUCGUUUUAUUGCCGUACAAUCACCUUUAAAAUAUCGAACAGCACGAACUAUACCUUACAUCGCUUUAGCCAUCGUCACUGGCUUUGCCUAUUCAACUGCCUUUGUUAUUGCCGGUUUUAUCGUUGCUGAUGAUGAACUUGUUGAACCAUGCGAUCAAACAAUGGCCUAUUCAACAGAUUUAAUGACAGUCUGGAAUUAUGGCUCUGUUAGCAUAGCUGUAGCUGUUUUCAUAAUAAAUGUCAUCGAUUAUUACUUGUUACGGAAAACCUGGAAGCGAUGUAAAUACGUGUGCUUCUCAUUCAUAUUACUAACAGUAAAACUUAGGAGUAAUUAUGGUAAUGUUCACCGGAAUAAGUAA